This is a messenger RNA of Heterocephalus glaber (naked mole-rat), 4416 nucleotides long. It is a transcript of the gene Senp6, whose product is annotated as SUMO specific peptidase 6. Gene Ontology annotation, molecular function: SUMO-specific endopeptidase activity. The record is from RefSeq and is a predicted model, not a curated record. NCBI's taxonomy places the organism in Eukaryota, Metazoa, Chordata, Mammalia, Rodentia, Bathyergidae. Gene Ontology annotation, cellular component: nucleus; cytoplasm. Gene Ontology annotation, biological process: proteolysis; regulation of kinetochore assembly; protein desumoylation.
UCUCUCCGUCGGGCACCGUGGUAGCGGCCACAGUGUCGGCCUUUUGCCCGCGCGUGUAUGAGGACCGCAGAAACACAGCUCAGUUUCAUGGUUGUGGGCCAAGAACUUUCCCAUUACUUUGACGACGGAUGCAGUAUUUACACUGCUUUGACUAGAUCAGAGUCUAAGAGAGAUGGAGGUUUUAAAAAUAAUUGGAGCUUUGAUCAUGAAGAAGAAAAUGAAGGAGAUACAGAUAAAGAUGGGGCAAAUCUGCUCAGUGUAGAAGAUGAUAAGGAUUCUGAAACCUCAAAAGGAAAAAAGUUAAAUCGUCCAUCUGAAAUUGUUGCUACUAGUUCUGGUGAUUUCAUCUUGAAGACAUAUGUGGGACGAAACAAGAGUGAAAGUUUUAAAACUUUGAAAGGCAACCCAAUUGGACUUAACAUGUUGAGCAACAAUAAGAAAUUGAGUGAAAAUACACAAAAUGCGUCAUUAUGUUCUGGAACUAUAGUUCAUGGUAGACGUUUUCAUCAUGCUCAUGUACAAAUACCAGUAGUAAAAACAGCAGCCCAAAGCAAUCCGGACCGAAAAGAAAGGAAAGAAUACCCACCUCAUGUCCAAAAAGUUGAAAUUAAUCUUGUAAGGUUAAGUCGGGCCCAAGGUGUUGAACGUACAAUGAAGAAAACAGAACAGUCUGAAUCACAUGUAGAGCCUGAAAUUAAGAGGAAAGUACAACAGAAACGGCAAUGUAGUACAUACCAGCCUACUUCUCUGACUCCUCCUUCAAAAAAAUUUUUAACCCAUUUAGAGGUUUCUAAACAACGUGAAUGUUGUCCAAAAUGUGGAAAGGAAAAAGAAAAUCAAACCAAAUGCCAAAGUUGUGGUAUUAUUUUUCAUAAUGAUUUGCAAAGAAAUUGCAGACAAGCUGUAACUUUGAAUGAAUCUACUGGACCAUUAUUAAGAACGUCAAUUCAUCAAAAUGCUGGAGGACAAAAGUCACAAAACACAGGAUUAACAACCAAGAAGUUUUAUGGGAACAAUGUGGAAAAGGUUCCAAUUGAUAUAAUUGUGAGUCAUGAUGGCAGUAGACAUAAUUAUUUACAGACUAAUGGAAAAGUCAUUUUACCAGGGGCAAAAAUACCCAAAAUUACAAACUUGAAAGAAAGAAAAACAAGCCUGUCAGACCUAAAUGAUCCAAUCAUUUUGUCCAGUGAUGAUGAUGAUGACAAUGACAGGAGUAACAGAAGAGAUAGCCUAUCUCCUCAGCCUGCCGACUCAGCGUGUUCUUCUCCAGCACCAUCCACUGGAAAAGUAGAAGCAGCACUGAAUGAAAAUUACUGCAGAGCCGAGCGUCAGCCGAAAAGCAUUCCAGCAGAAUCAGAGCUAAACACCAUCACAUUGCCAAGGAAAGCAAGAAUGAAGGACCAGUUUGGCAAUCCUAUUAUCACCACACCCCUAAAACGUCGGAAAGUCAGUUCUCAAGAAACUUUAAUUGAUCCUAUACCUUUAAGCUGCCAAAGUCCCUUUGAAAGUGUCAUUUUAAGCUGUCGAAGUAUACGAGUAGGAACACUGUUUCGACUAUUAAUAGAGCCUAUAAUUUUUUCUGUAGAUUUUAUCAAGAUACAUCUGGAUGAACCAGAAAGUGAUCCUGUAGAGAUCAUUUUAAAUACCUCUGAUCUAACUAAAUGUGAAUGGUGUAAUGUCCGAAAAUUACCAGUAGUGUUUCUUCAGACGAUACCAACAGUUUAUCAAAAGCUGAGCAUGCAACUGCAGAUGAAUAAGGAGGAUAAAGUAUGGAAUGAUUGUAAAGGAAUAAAUAAGUUAACAAAUUUGGAAGAACAGUACAUCAUUUUAAUUUUCCAAAAUAGCCUUGAUCCUCAGACAAAUGUGAUAUUUGAGAACAUCAUUAAUAACAUUGGUAUAAAGAAUAAUGUUCCCAAUUUUUUUGCAAAAAUUCUCUUCGAAGAAGCCAAUAGCAGACUUGUUGCAUGUACAAGAAGCUAUGAAGAGAACAUCAAAGGAAGUUGUAUGCAAAAAGAAAAAGUUAAAACUAUGUCCUUUGAAUCUAAAAUACAACUUAGAAACAAACGGGAAUUCCAGUUUUUUGAUGAUGAGGAAGAAUCUGGAGAAAGUCAUACCAUCUUCAUUGGGCCUGUGGAAAAGUUGAUAGUGUAUCCACCACCUCCUUCUAAGGGGGGCAUCUCUGUUACUAAUGAAGACCUACACUGUCUAAGUGAAGGAGAAUUUUUAAAUGAUGUUAUUAUAGACUUUUACUUGAAAUAUUUGGUGCUUGAAAAACUGAAGAAAGAAGAAGCUGACCGAAUUCAUAUAUUUAGUUCUUUUUUCUACAAACGCCUUAAUCAGAGAGAGAGGAGAAAUCAUGAAACAACUAAUCUGUCAAUACAACAAAAACGACAUGGGAGAGUAAAAACGUGGACCCGGCAUGUAGAUAUUUUUGAGAAGGAUUUUAUUUUUGUACCUCUUAAUGAAGCUGCACACUGGUUUUUGGCUGUUGUUUGUUUCCCUGGCUUAGAAAAACCAAAGUAUGAACCUAAUCCUCAUUACCAUGAAAAUGCAGUCAUACAAAAAAAUUCAAUUGUAGAAGACAGUUGUAUUUCUUCUUCUGCCAAUGAAAUGGACAGUUGUUCACAGAAUUCUUCUGCCAAGCCUGUCAUUAAGAAGGUGCUAAACAAAAAGCAUUGCCUAGCUGUAACUGACUCAAGUGCUGGACAGGAAGAAAGCAACCUUUGUGAUCGGAGAAACAUAUGCAGUGUGAAAAAAGUAAAUCCUAUUGCAAGUGAAAAUGAAGAGUCAAAUAAAAGAGAAUCUUCAUGCCAGAAAGUUGUUGAUAGGACUAAAAGUGAAAAUGGCCUACAGGAUGAAUGUUUAAAUUCUAUACAUCAUCCAGAUGGCUUAAGCAAUAUCAGAAUGAACUAUAAUGAUGAGUCAGCUGAAGGUAGUAAAAUGCUUGAAGAUGAACUCAUUGACUUCUCAGAAGAUCAAGAUAACCAGGAUGAUAGCAGUGAUGAUGGGUUCCUUGCUGAUGACAACUGCAAUUCAGAAAUAGGACAGUGGCAUUUAAAGCCUACUAUCUGUAAACAACCUUGUAUUCUACUUAUGGACUCACUCAGAGGCCCCUCUCGAUCAAAUGUUGUAAAAAUUCUGAGAGAAUAUUUAGAGGUGGAAUGGGAAGUUAAAAAAGGAAGCAAAAGAAGUUUUUCCAAAGAUGUUAUGAAAGGCUCUAAUCCAAAAGUACCACAGCAGAACAACUUCAGUGAUUGUGGCGUGUAUGUAUUACAGUAUGUAGAGAGCUUUUUUGAGAAUCCAAUACUAAACUUUGAAUUACCUAUGAAUUUGACAAACUGGUUUCCACCCCCACGAAUGAGAACAAAAAGAGAAGAAAUCCGAAACAUAAUUCUGAAGCUGCAAGAAAAUCAGAGCAAAGAGAGGAAGCAGCAUAAGGACACUUCCUCCACAGAAGCAUCUUUAGAUGAAGGAAUAGAACAACAGCAUGUCAGCAGUGUCUCAGUUUGACCAAAAGACUGUGGCAUGUCACUUCCACCAUAAGGGACUAAAUGACUUUCAACUGUGGGUAUAGACAGUAAAGAACUGGAAUGCUCACUACUCAGUGAUUGGGAAAUGUUAAUGCUUGUAUAAAUGUCACAUAGUUAAUUUCCAAAGGAGUAUGUAUUAAGUAAAAGUCUGUAAAUAAUGUUAAUGAGGCCAAUUUUUCCAGCAUUUAUAAUUAUUUUUUUCACUUGUUAGGAAACAUUUGUUAUUUUCUGUUAAUAGUACUUAAAACUGCAACUUCUAAACACAAAAUAAAAAGAAAAUAUUUAUAGGAGGAAAUUAUUAAUUUGAUAUUCUUUAGUGAACUUGUAUAAUACCUCAAGCAGGUGUGGUUUAUUUCCUCAGAAUAUUCAAGUAUCUUUGAUAAUCUUUUGACCUUUUACAUUUAUUCUAAAAUAAUUCAGUGUGAGAAUAAGAUUACGUAUAAGGCAUUUUGAACUAAGAAGACAUCUUCAUGUGCAUGCAUCGCAGGAAAAAGGGCUUCAUGUGCCCUCCUGUGUUCAGAGAACCCAAAAAAUGCAAUAAGUAUUUGUAAUUUUACACAGAUAUUUAAGUAACAAUAUUAAGAAUUCAAAGAAAACUACUACUAAAAGUAAUACUACUUGCACACAUUUUUGUCAAAUGCAUUUCUAAAGACAUCAGACUCAGGUUAAAACUAUCUUGGUAAGUGCAGCUUGAAUUUCAGAUAGCCCAUGUUACUAUCCUAUAUUAUACCGUAAAGUAUGCUGCAUUCUGUGUGAUAAUUGAUAAAUAUUUUUAAUCUGUGUAAACACAGGAAUUUAAAAAGAGUUUACUAUUUUUUUAAUAGCUUUUGCUAUUUUUUCAUUGGUAAUUUUGUUCUUGUUAUUUUGAUAAAGUAUCAGACUUUGA